GCUUCUAGAACUCUUGUGUAAGUGAAGUUAUGUAACUAAACUAGAAGUUAAGUAACUAAGCAUUUGUCUGUACAACAUACGCUUCCUAUUUCACUUUACUUCGUUUUUUUAGGCAAUCGGUUUGCCUGCUUCUUUAAGUAUGACUAAUUAGAUUUUACAGUGUGUAAUCUCACAGUUUGAGCACACAGUGAGGGCGCUGUGACCUCACAUUGUGACCACAUCAAGAGUGUCCUGGGAGCUCACGGUGAGAUCGAAUUGUUGACUGGUUUUUCAUUACUCAACUGUAAAGUGAUCUUACAGUAGAAGAAGAGCAUUAGAGAAAAAAUAGCAAAGAAUUUAAUAACUCUGUAUGCAACACAAUACAGUAUACUGUCAAUUACUGUACAGUAAAAAAUAAAGAUAUAAAUUCAGCACCCUUUGCACCUUCAGCUGAAUUUCAUUACAGCAUAGAGUACUAUAGCAGUUUCUUGGUCUUCUGACAAAGACUUUCUCUACCUCCCUAAGACAGUCUUACAUGCUCACAGUAAUGUCUGUGAACGUAUUGGCAGUAGUAAGUCUCUGUACUUGCUCUGCAGCAGCAGCAGCGUAGCAGAUCUAUUCAGCCAAGAGCAAAUACAUCACUGUCAUACCCAUUAUCAUGCCAAUCCCUCUGAAAACAGGCGAAAUGUGUUAAACAGUUUGAUAUGUGUCUUUGUUUUGAGAAAUGAAUAAUUGGUUUGGGAAACUGUGCCAAAGGAAUCAGUUAUAGUGUGUUAGCAAUCAAGAGGAACUGUAAAAGAAAAAAAAAAAAAAAAAAGUAAAAAAAAAAAAUCUAGCUUCAUGCAUACUAUUUUUUUUUUUUUUUUUUUAAUCAAUGCUUGAAUAUGGGUAAGUUUCAUAAAACGGCAACAUUUGAAACAAAAAUUUGAGAAAAUCAUGUUUUUUGCCAAAGACUUGGAUGGGAUUCAGAAAGAUGAUCAGAACACAGAUGGAGCAGAUCGAGUCCAUCAACACUCUCAAAGCUUCAGUCGUUUCCUCUUCAUGGGUUCAACAUUUCAUUCAAUAACGUUAGGCAGUUUUGAUUUAUAUGCUGUUUAAUGUUUGAUCACAUUACUUUACAUGUGCAUACGAAAUGCUUCUUUCACUUGUUUCUGCUGCUUCUUCAUGAACUAUUCGUUCAGUUUGAAUGAAUCUUUAGUAUGAUUCGGGAACAUCGAGUUGUCUCAUCGAGGGGUUCGUUCAUUUUGGGUUGACUGCGCAUGCCCAACAUCCUACAGCUUCUGUACAGGAAACAGAAUUGAUUAGUUCGAGUCGUUCGUUCUUUUGUCACGUGACGCGACAGCCAUACUUGAUACAGAAAUCAGUUAAUAAUCAGUUAAUGAUAAACUUCCUUACAAACACGGGUAGGUGUUUUUUUUUUUUUUUUUUUUUUUUUUUUUUUAAACUCUUACAGUUAUGCGAUGCGUUUCUGGUCUCUCAUUGUAGCUUUUUAUUUCUUACAAUUUAUACAUUUGUGAAUUUCUGUCAUGAUGGUAAAUGUGGUAAUAAAGAGUUGGUUACUUUAAACUUUAUCCUUAUUAUGGGGAAAAUCACUUUGAUACAGCAAAGAUACCUGCAUAUAAUAACAACAUACAGUUGUAAUACUAAUGUAAUGUUGUUUGUUGUAAGAUACUGAGAUGGGAAGCGAUCAUGUGACAAAAGAACGAAAGACUCAAACCUGAAGACUCGGUUUCUGUUUGUCAUAAUUUGGCCUUGGUAGCAUAGUUUCUUUAUCAAAAUAUGAUCAACAUCGCAUAAGUAGUUGUUUUUGGCUAUAAACAUUUUAACUAUAUUAUGCUGAAAUGACUUGAAAAAAUAUUUGUUCAUUUUGAUAAACGAGAUUCAAAGAUCAGUAAAAUGAUCUGAACUUUUCAUUACUAGUAUUUUGAUCCGGAGAUUGUGUACUUUUUCGGAAGAUACAUAACAGCACCCCCUGCUGUAUAACAGUGAAAAUAUAGAUUGAUAGAAAAUUCUAUCAAUGGCAAGAAAAGAGUUAAGUGUCCCCAACUAAGCAGGCCAUAGUGUCAAGGAAACCAAACUCCAUCAGUUCUCUUCAGUUCUCUUCUGGCCAACAAACAAACAAGGUGUGGUUUCACAAGUUCGCCUGCCCAUUCAGUCUUAAUGGUUAAUGGUAAAACUAACUUAGCUUGCUGUCCUCGAAGGAGGCUUGAACCUGAGGCUCGGCUUGAGCUUUGAGCUAAACCCCCUUAUAACAGAACUGUGCAGAGGGAGAAUAAGAGAACUGUCGCUUGGAUGACGCAGUGACUGCUGCUUAUAUACCCUCGUAAUGAUGAUUGACAGGACUGAAUGUUUAGGCUCCUACGUUUGGAACUACAUUUAAUUCAAUUUAAUCCUUUCCAAACUCCACACCAGUUGCACCAGUCACUGGUCUGAGAUGAAACUAGUGCUCAUAAAUCAGAGCUGCUUGUUGAAUGCGUGUUUUGAACUCAGGUUUGUGUGAGAGCCAGGCUCAGUCUGGAGGUUUGGAGGGCCGUGACCCGCUCAGGUCAAAGGUCAUGGCCGCGGUCAGCGAAUGAAAGGCCUGGAGCUCCUGGUAGGACAAAGAGAUCCCAUCAGAUACUGGCCUUCACUUGCUUUCCCAGCGGGCUUUGCAUAUGAAAGCCUGAGAGAGGAGCUUCAUGAGUCUCAGAAGCCACACAGCAGUCAGAACACAGGCGAACGCUCACAGAAGAGAUGAUCCAGCUUCUUUCAUCUCUUAACGACGUUUGUGCAGUUGUUUGUGCCGUUCGUAAAACCCCCCGCGGGACAGACUGACUCGUGUUGGAUCUGGACUGUCUGGACGUCACACUCAUGCGGUUCUCCAGCGGCUCUGGAUCUCCGUUCUGCUCUCUGCUCCUCAUGUGCUUCUGGCCCGCAGCUGCGGCCGGAUCCGCCGCUCCGGAUCAUCCCGGCGUCUGUCCGAAUCACAUCAACCUGAACCUGUGGGUGGACGCGCAGAGCACCUGUGAGAGGGAAUGCCAAACUGACCAGGAUUGCGCCGCCUUUGAGAAGUGCUGUACUAACGUGUGCGGCCUGCUGAGCUGUGUGGCAUCCCGUUUCUCUGACGGUGAUGACGGCCAGUCGGGGGCGGGUGUUCCGGCAGGAGGCGUGGCCAGCUGCGAUGAGUUCGUGUGCAGCCAGCAGGGGGCGGUGUGUGACGUGUGGGAGGGGCAGCCGGUAUGCAAAUGUCAGGACCGCUGCGAGAGCGAACCCAGCUUCACGUGUGCCUCCGACGGCCUCACGUAUUUCAACCGCUGCUACAUGGAUGCGGAGGCCUGCAUUCAGGGCGUCACGCUCAGCGUGGUCACCUGCCGUUAUCACCUGUCCGGCCCGAACGCCAGCCCCCUGCCGCAGGACACCACGGCUCAACCCACGUCCACCGCUGACGACAUCGAGCCCUUUCCACCCACCCUCUACUCCAACCCACAGCACCAGGUCAUUUACCUGGGCGGAACGGCCAGCUUUCACUGCGAUGUGAUUGGCCACCCGAAGCCCGACGUCACCUGGGAGAAGCAGUCUGAGGUGCAUGAGCAAAUCGUCAUGCGGCCGGACCAGAUGUAUGGGAAUGUUGUCAUAACCAACAUCGGCCAGCUCGUGGUGUAUAAUGCCCAGAUGUGGGACACUGGAAUCUACACCUGCAUCGCGCGGAACUCCGCUGGCGUGCUGCGAGCCGAUUACCCGCUUUCCAUCGUCAGACGUGACAAUGAGGACUUCUUCGACGACCCCGAGGCAGGCUUGCUGUUGGGACGCCCAUUCUCGCCGGCCGACUGCUUGGCGGCCGUGGAGCGGGGCGAGUGCGGCGAGAAGCGAGUAGACUGGUUCUACGACGCGGCCCGGGGCUCCUGCCACGCGUUUGCGCACGGAGGCUGUGAGGGCGGCCGCAAUCGUUUCGAGACAUAUGAGGAGUGCCGGGCGUCUUGUCAGCGUGAAGGGCUGGGUGUGUGCUCACUGCCGGCCGUUCAGGGACCCUGUAAACACUGGGAGGCUCGCUGGGCCUACAACAGCCUCAUGAAGCAGUGCAUGGCAUUCGUCUACGGUGGCUGCCAUGGAAACAAGAACAACUUCCGCACGCGUAAAGAAUGCGAAGCCAGCUGCCCGCAGCCAAAGCGGCGUCCGUGUAAAAACUGCCGGCCGAGAGGAAAGAUAGUGGCGAGUCUUUGUCGCAGUGACUUUGCCAUCGUCGGACGGCUCACCGAACUAAUUGAAGAGCUGGACUCGGGAAUCGCUCGAUUCCAUUUGCAGCAGGUCCUGCGUGAUGAGAAGAUGGGCCUGCAGCUCUUUAAUACGCAACACCUGGAGGUGCUGCUGAUGCGUAUGGACUGGAGCUGCCCCUGUCCCAAUAUCACACAGCACCACCAGCUCCCCCUGCUGGUCAUGGGCGAGGUGCAGGACGGCACGGCCGUGAUUCUCCCCGAUAGUUACGUCAGGCCCAUAUCUGAUCGACGCCUGAAGAAGAUCCACGAGGUUCUAGGCAAGAAGACUUGUGAGAUGCUGCAGAGAUUCCAGGACUGAUUUUACACGGAUCUGGAGGUUUAGCAUUAUCCGGAUUCAGUUGGAGGACACACACACUAUACAUGCAUAUAUAUAUUUAUGUGCUGCACUGUGAUCUUUAAGCUCAAGACUAGUUCUCACAUGAUGUUCCUCAUGUUCCUCAGAUCUGCCUUGCUGAUGAUACACAUGCAAACCAACAAAGUGUGCAGAGUUUCAUCUCUUUAUCUGUUGAUCUCAUUAUCAUUAAUGUGUCAGAUCUGAAUGGCGAAGGGGAUGAUUUUCAGAGAAUAGUGAAUACAUUUCAGUCUGUUCCUUACACAAAGGAAUAUAUGGUGACUGCAGAUAACUUGAAAAACAGUACACAAUUCAUAUGGACCACUGUUAUGAUACUUUCAUUGUGCUUAUAUAGGCUUUUUGGAGCUUGACACUCACAGUGACUGUUUCUCAUGAAUCUACCUUUGUUUUUCAUAGAAGAAAGAAAGUCUUACAGGUGAGUAAAUGAUGACACAACUUUUUUUUGAGUCAACGUUUCCUUAAAUAUCCCAACAGUAAAGUAUUGCUUUUUUUAAAAAAAUUUUGUUAACACUUUACAAUAAGGUUCAUUUGUUAAUAUUAAUGUUUUAACUAACAUGAACUAACCAUGUGCAAUACAUUUAUUACUGUAUUUGUUCAUCUUUGUUAACAUUAGUUAAUAAAAAUACAGUUCAUUGUUUGUUCAUGUUAGUUCAGUGCUCUUGAUUGUAAUAAGGUAUUAGUAAAUGUUGAAAUUAACAGUAAAAGAUUAAUGAAUGCUGUAGAAGUGUAGAAGUUAACUAAUGUUGUUAACUAAUGAAACCUUAUUGUAAAAUGUUUUUUUUCUGUUGCAUAUUUCUUAUAAUUAGUUUAUUUGAUUUCUAUAAUUAAUAAUUGUUUUAAACAAUAAUAAAAAAAUGUUAUUCUACAGAAAAAGUGACAGCCAAAAGAAAGUUUUUGUUUUUUCCCCACAAAACUUUUCAAUAAAAAUGUUUAAUAUAACUUCACUUUUGAAAGUUUGGCUCCUUUGUUACAAUGUCUGUGUAUUCCUUCAUUUUUAUUUGGCUUUAUACAAAAGCAUCUGCUAAAAUUAAAAAGUUACUGUACAAGAUAUUUUUAUAGAUACAACAUUUUUAUUUUUCAAAAUUAGGUUGCAACAGCAGCAUCAUUAUACUGAUCGGAUAAUAAUGAUCAGAUUCUCGGAGGCACAAAAAUUUUUGACGUUUGAAAAGGGAGUGUGGAGAAAAGUGACUCAAAAGCACUGCUCUGUUUCUGAGGGUAAACAUGGUCACUAUGCUUAACCAGUUAACAGGGAACGUUCUGGCAAUGUUGGCUCAAAGUUAUAAAUGACAUUCUUCCAAUAACACUAAAAGAACUUUUGUUUCUUGUCUUUAAUAAUGUUCUGAAAACAUUAGCACAAACACAUUAAUUUAUUUCUGAUAUGUCUGCUGCUUUUGACACAAGUAACCACCAGAUCCUCCUGUGAACCCUCAUGAUGAAGGGCAUCUCAGGAACCGCACUCCAGUGGUUCAAGUCUUACCUCUCAGGUAGGUCCUUCAGGGUGUCGUGGAGGGGUGAGGUGUCUAAGUCACAUCAUCUUGCUACUGGAGUGCCUCAGGGCUCAGUGCUUGGACCACUUCUCUUCUCCAUCAUCACUAGGACCUGUCAUUCAGGAACAUGGUUUUUCCUAUCACUGCAAUGCUGAUGACACGGUAGCUGCUUGCAUCUCAGCCUGCCUGACAGACAUUUCUUGCUGGAUGAAGAACCAACCUUGCAAAGACAGAACUGCUUGUGGUCUCAACACUUCAUCACAACUUUCUCCAUUCAGCUAGGUUUGUCAACCAUAACUCCAUCCAGGACAGCCAGGAACCUUGGAGUUGUGAUUGAUGAUCAGUUAAACUUCACAAUUUGCCUUACAACAUUAGCAGGAUCAGGCCGUUCCUAUCGGAGCAUUCCACACAACUCCUUGUCCAAGCUCUUGUUCUAUCCAGAGUGGACUAUUGUAAUGCUCUCUUGGCAGGCCUUCCAGCAUGCACUGUCAAGCCUCUACAACUGAUCCAGAAUGCUGCAGCAAGAGUGUUACACCUCUAUUCAUAAACUUGCACUGGUUGCCAAAUGCCACUCGCAUCAAAUUCAAGGCUUUAAUGUUUGCGUACAGAACAAGCACUGGCUCUCCACCACUAUACCUAAACUCACUGCUUCAGACCUAUGUGUCCUCCAGAAGCUUGCAUUCCUCAAGUGAACAGCAGCUUGUGGUGCCAUCGCAAAGAGGCACAAAGUCACUUUCACAGACCUUUACCUGAACUAUUCCCUGCUGGGGGAAUGACCUGCCUAACUCAACCAGAGUCAUUUUCAAGAAAUGCAUGAAAACGCAUCUUUUUCGUCAACACUUGACCCAUUAACACUAACGCUUACUAUACUAUAUAUCUAUUUUAAAAAAACCUUUGCUUUAUUAACUGGGACUAGUCACAGCCCUUACAUAUUGUUGCCCUGUUGUUGGUUUGAUUGCUUCUUUUGUUCUCAUUUGUAAGUCGGUUUGGAUAAAAUCAUCUGCUAAAAGAUUAAAUGUAAAGUUAAGUUGGACGUUUGUCUAACAUUUUUUAAAUGUUACUAUUUGUUUCAGAACGUUCAGAGAACAUUCACAAAUAAAGUUCCCAUAAUGUUUGAAGAAUCAUAAAAUGGAAUGUUCCUUAAUGUUUGCAUAGCCAAGAAUAACAUUUUCAGGGAACAUUCAGAAAUAAUGUUUUCAUAAUGGAAACAUUAGAAAAAAGUUCUUAAAACAUGUUUUGUUAAAUGGGCUUUCAUUGAAAACAUUUUUCACCUGCUUUUUUCCUCCAUUUUUCUAUUGCAGUCCUCUAUCUUUCUCUGUGUAAGUAUUAAGGUUUGUCUGGAUCUUUGAUGCACAACAUACAGUGGGGAAAAUAAUUAUUUGAUCCCCACUUACAAAGAAACAAAGGGUCUAUAAUUUUUAUGGUAGGUUUAUUUUAACGGAUAGAGACAGAAUAAAUAUUUGAUCCCCAAGCAAAACUUGGUGAAGAAACCCUUGUUGGCAAGCACAGAGGUACAGUAAGACAUUUCUUGUAGUUGGUCACCAGGUUUGCACACAUCUCAGUAGGGAUUUUGGUCCACCCCGCUUUACAGAUCCUCUCUAAAUCCUUAAGGUUUCUUGGCUGUCACUUGGCAACUUGAAGUUUCAGGAUUAAGGUCUGUAGACUGGCUAGGCCACUCCAUGACCUUAACGUGCUUCUUUUUGAGCCACUCAUUUGUUGCCUUGGCAGUAUUUUGGGUCAUUGUCAUGCUGGAAGACCCAUCCACGACCCAUCUUCUGGCAGAAGUAAGGAGGUUCUCAUCCAGAAUUUUAUGGUACAUGGACCCAGCCAUCGGUCCCUCAAUGCGCUGAAAUCGUCCUGUACCCAUAGCAGAGAAACAGCCCCAAAGCGUAAUGUUUCCACCUCCAUGCUUGACUGUGGGGAUGAUGUUUUUGGGGUAAUAGUCAGCAUUUCUCUCCCUCCAAACACAGCGAGUCGAGUUGAUGCCAAAAAGCUCAAUUUUGGUGUCAUGUGACCACAGCACUUUCUCCCAAGCCUUCUCUGAAUCAUUUAGAUGUUCAGACGGGCCUGUACAUGUGCCUUCUUGAGUUGGGGGACCUUGCGGGCACUGCAUGAUUUCAAUCCAUUGAGAUGUAGUGUGUUACCAAUGGUUUUCUUGGGGACUGGAGUCCCAAUUGCCUUGAGAUCAUAUACAAGCUCCUCCCGUGUAGUUCUGCACUGAUCCUUCACCUUUCUCAUGACCAUCCUUUCCUCAUAAGGAGAGAUCUUGCAUGAAGCUCCAGACCGAGGGCGAUUCAUGGUUAUUUUGUAUUUCUUCCAUUUCCGAAUAAUCGCACCAACAGUUGUCUCCUUCUCACCAAGCUUCUUGCUGAUGGUCUUGUAGCCCAUUCCAACCUUGUGCAGGUCUACAAUCUUGUCCCUGACGUCCUUUAACAACUCUUUGGUCUUGCCCAUGGUGGUGAUGUUGCAAUGAAAGAUACAGAUUCUGUGGACUGGUUUCUUUUAUACUCAUAAUGAGCUUAGGAGUAAUUUCUUAAAGUGACGAGACACUUGGGCACGUAACCAAUCUGUGGGAGCCUGAAUUCUUGCUGGCAGGGGAUCAGAUACUUAUUUGACUCACUGAAAUGCAAGUAAAUGUAUAACCUUUAUAUAAUGUGUUUUUUCUGGAUUUUUUGUUGAUAUUCUGUCUAUAUCCGUUAAAAUAAACCUACCAUAAAAAUGAUAGACCCUUAAUUUCUUUGUAAGUGGUCA
This is a messenger RNA of Ctenopharyngodon idella (grass carp), 8822 nucleotides long. RefSeq names its product WAP, follistatin/kazal, immunoglobulin, kunitz and netrin domain containing 1 (gene wfikkn1). Lineage: Eukaryota; Metazoa; Chordata; Actinopteri; Cypriniformes; Xenocyprididae. Gene Ontology annotation, cellular component: extracellular region. Gene Ontology annotation, molecular function: protein binding; serine-type endopeptidase inhibitor activity. The record is from RefSeq and is a predicted model, not a curated record. The coding region runs from base 2830 to 4530 and encodes 566 amino acids. The transcript has 2 exons.